AAUUGCUCCUUCAACUCCACGGGGCAGGAGUUAGUUAGCAAAGAGCUGGGGCUGGGCGCGCGACCCUCGUCCUUCUGCCCCUGACCGCACACUUUGCACACAUCUCUUUUCUGCAUGGUGGAUAUUAUUUUUCAUUAUCCUUUUCUGGGUGCUAUGGGGGAUCAUUCCAAGAAGAAGCCCGGGACGGCCAUGUGCGUGGGCUGCGGCAGUCAGAUCCACGACCAGUUCAUCCUCCGGGUGUCCCCCGACCUCGAGUGGCACGCCGCCUGCCUCAAGUGCGCCGAGUGCAGCCAGUACCUGGACGAGACGUGCACGUGCUUCGUGAGAGACGGGAAGACCUACUGCAAGCGGGACUAUGUCAGGCUGUUCGGCAUCAAGUGCGCCAAGUGCCAGGUGGGCUUCAGCAGCAGCGAUCUGGUGAUGCGGGCGCGGGACACUGUGUACCACAUCGAGUGCUUCCGCUGCUCCGUGUGCAGCCGCCAGCUGCUGCCCGGGGAUGAGUUCUCGCUGCGGGAGCACGAGCUGCUCUGCCGCGCAGACCAUGGCCUCCUGCUCGAGCGCGCCGCCGCCGGCAGCCCGCGCAGCCCUGGUCCGCUUCCGGGUGCCCGCGGCCUGCAUCUGCCAGAUCCCGGGCCGGGCCGGCAGCCCUCGCUGCGCCCCCACGUGCACAAGCAGACGGAGAAGACGACCCGCGUGCGGACCGUGCUCAACGAGAAGCAGCUGCACACGCUGCGGACGUGCUACGCGGCCAACCCGAGGCCGGACGCGCUCAUGAAGGAGCAGCUGGUGGAGAUGACGGGCCUGAGUCCGCGGGUCAUCCGAGUCUGGUUCCAGAACAAGCGCUGCAAGGACAAGAAGAAGUCCAUUCUCAUGAAGCAGCUUCAGCAGCAGCACAGCGACAAGGCGAGCCUCCAGGGACUGACCGGUACGCCCCUGGUGGCGGGCAGCCCCAUCCGUCACGAGAGCGCCGUGCAGGGCAGCGCAGUCGAGGUGCAGACCUACCAGCCGCCGUGGAAAGCGCUCAGCGAGUUCGCUCUCCAGAGUGACCUGGACCAACCCGCCUUCCAGCAGCUGGUGUCCUUCUCCGAGUCUGGCUCCCUCGGCAACUCCUCGGGCAGCGACGCGACCUCGCUGUCCUCGCAGCUCCCGGACACCCCCAGCAGCAUGGUGCCGAGUCCCGUGGAGACGUGAGGGGGGCCCCCCGCCCAGCCCGCGGACCUCGCAUGCUCCCUGCAUGAGACUCACCCAGGCUCGAGCCGUUCAGCGCUGGAAACUCUUCUCGUCUUUGUAAUUGUUAUUUAACGAGGGAGGACCGAGAGAAGCGGCCGGCACAGCCCAGAGCGCCGGGACGCGACCUGCCUCCGCCAGACCGGAGGGCCCUGCUCCGAGGACUGUUAUUUUUUCAAAACCAGAAUUUGGGAUCUACUAGCGUUAGGUCUGCGCUCCCAUCCCCCUCGCUCGCCGGGGCCUCUGCCCCUCCGCCCGCGCCUGCCGGGCCCCGCGCUCCCAGGCCGCUCUGCCAGGGCGCCGGCGGGGCAGAGCGCGGGGCAACCCGAAGGAACAGACACUCACCCCCCAAAGCGCAUGAUUGCCGAAAAAAAACUGAAAUGAGACUUUUCUUUAAACUGUUGUAAGUUAUCGGUCGACGGAGGACAGAGGGUGUGAACCUUUGCCGAACAAAACGUAAGUUAUUGUUAUUUAUUGUGAGAACAGCCAGUUGAUAGUGGGACUAAUAUUUUGAUCUUAAUAAAAAAGAAAAAAU
This is a messenger RNA of Manis pentadactyla (Chinese pangolin), 1762 nucleotides long. RefSeq names its product ISL LIM homeobox 2 (gene ISL2). The transcript has 6 exons. Gene Ontology annotation, cellular component: nucleus. Gene Ontology annotation, molecular function: DNA-binding transcription factor activity, RNA polymerase II-specific; cis-regulatory region sequence-specific DNA binding. The record is from RefSeq and is a predicted model, not a curated record. Lineage: Eukaryota; Metazoa; Chordata; Mammalia; Pholidota; Manidae. The coding region runs from base 115 to 1191 and encodes 358 amino acids. Gene Ontology annotation, biological process: axonogenesis; positive regulation of transcription by RNA polymerase II; neuron fate specification.